Macadamia integrifolia is the source of this 450-nucleotide messenger RNA. RefSeq names its product subtilisin-like protease SBT1.5. The transcript has 2 exons. The coding region runs from base 1 to 450 and encodes 149 amino acids. Gene Ontology annotation, biological process: proteolysis. Gene Ontology annotation, molecular function: serine-type endopeptidase activity. The record is from RefSeq and is a predicted model, not a curated record. NCBI's taxonomy places the organism in Eukaryota, Viridiplantae, Streptophyta, Magnoliopsida, Proteales, Proteaceae.
AUGUUGAUUGAGGCUACCAAAACCAGGUUGAGAGGGAUCAACUCCAGAGCUGCCAAAGGGGACGUGGUGAGGAAGGCUGGCGGGGUUGGGAUGAUAUUGGCCAACGGCGUCUUCGAUGGUGAAGGUUUGGUGGCCGACUGCCACGUGUUGCCGGCAACCGCAGUCGGGGCUUCCGGGGGCGAUGAGAUACGAAGAUACAUCAGCGCGGCCAACAGUGGAACUAAGAAUGGCGAGAAGGGACGGGCGACGGUGACGAUCACCUUCAGGGGAACCCGUCUGGGGGUCCAGUCGGCCCCAGUGGUGGCAUCGUUCUCAGCCAGAGGGCCAAACCCGGAGUCACCGGAGAUACUGAAACCAGACGUGAUAGCACCGGGAUUGAACAUACUGGCAGCUUGGCAUGAGGGGAUAGGGCCGUCGGGUUUGCCUUCGGACUUAACUACCCAUCGUUGA